Sitodiplosis mosellana (orange wheat blossom midge) is the source of this 1402-nucleotide messenger RNA. RefSeq names its product NADH-cytochrome b5 reductase 2. The coding region runs from base 325 to 1242 and encodes 305 amino acids. Gene Ontology annotation, cellular component: mitochondrion. Lineage: Eukaryota; Metazoa; Arthropoda; Insecta; Diptera; Cecidomyiidae. Gene Ontology annotation, molecular function: oxidoreductase activity; FAD binding. The transcript is spliced from 3 exons. The record is from RefSeq and is a predicted model, not a curated record.
AACAUUCAAACUGUUCUCUACGGUCGUUUGAAAAUGAAUCGUUGUACAAACUGAAAUCGAUUUAACCUUGGAAAUCGAAAGAGCCGACGAUUUCAGCGUUAACGAACGCAAUAUGAAUAAGAUAACUUUUGAGUUUUGAUGAUACAAUUGUUGAUUUUUUGUUUGUGCCAUAUUUGCGUUUCGCUUGACAAAGUCAUCACACGUUCCAUAGAGAUCGAAACGAGUGAUUUAGUCAACUCAUUUUGACUUAACUACUUUAGCAAGGGCUUCCUUUAGUUCGCUACAAAUUGUCAGUUGAUUUUGUAUUUUCAUUGUUGAUAUAUCAUGUCGCUGGAGAUUUUGCCUGUGGUCUUUGGCAUAGCGGCUGUCAUAACGGUUGCUGUAGCUGCUCAUUUUUACUUCUCCAAAUCAAAAGAUGGCAAAAAGAAAAAGUUGACAACUCUAUUGGGCCCAACGCAGAAGGUUAUGCUGCCACUGAUCGAAAAGGAGGAAAUUAGCCAUGACACAAAACGUUUUCGAUUUGGUUUGCCAUCAUCGGAGCAUGUGUUGGGUUUGCCAAUUGGUCAGCACAUUCAUUUGAUUGCCACAAUCAACGAGGAGAAUGUAAUCCGUGCCUAUACACCAGUUUCAAGUGAUGAAAACCAGGGAUAUGUCGAUUUGGUGAUCAAAGUAUAUGCUCGCAAUGUUCAUCCGAAAUUCCCGAACGGUGGCAAAAUGUCGCAGCAUGUCGAUGAAUUGAAAAUCGGUGAUACGAUCGCAUUCCGUGGUCCAACUGGUAAAUUGCAGUACUUUGGCGAUGGCAAAUUCAACAUUAACAAACCAAACAAGGCUCCGGUCAAUCUCAAAGCCAAAUAUAUCAACAUGAUCGCUGGUGGCACUGGAAUCACGCCAAUGCUUCAAUUGGCUCGCGAGAUUUUGACUCGUGCCAAAGAAAACCAUCUCAAACUUGCUCUCUUGUUUGCCAACCAAAGUGAAGACGAUAUUUUGCUUCGCGACGAAUUGGAUGCAUUGGCCGCCGAGUAUCCAGACAACUUUAAAGUUUGGUAUACUGUGGAUAAGGCUUCAGACACAUGGGCUUACAGCGUCGGUUUUGUGAAUGCCGACAUGAUUCGCGACAAUUUGUAUCCGCCCUCAGAAGAUACCGUUGUACUUAUGUGUGGUCCACCACCAAUGAUCAACUAUGCAUGCCAACCGAACCUCGACACACUUGAAUACAAUCCAGAUCUUAGAUUCGCUUACUAAACCCUUUUCCAAGCGGUGUGCUAAUCGAGAUGGAGAACCAGAUCAAACCAGUUUUUUUUAUCGAAUAAAUUAUACUGCCGUUAUGAUAUCUAAUUGAAACGCUUAUUUGUUAUUCAAGUGAAUAAAAUCCAGAAUAUUUACGGAAUUUUUUUUGUUGAAA